Messenger RNA from Neocloeon triangulifer, 894 nucleotides. It is a transcript of the gene mRpL22, whose product is annotated as large ribosomal subunit protein uL22m. Gene Ontology annotation, cellular component: ribosome; mitochondrial large ribosomal subunit. The transcript has 4 exons. Gene Ontology annotation, molecular function: structural constituent of ribosome. Bases 181 to 822 code for a protein of 213 amino acids. The record is from RefSeq and is a predicted model, not a curated record. Gene Ontology annotation, biological process: translation; ribosome assembly. Lineage: Eukaryota; Metazoa; Arthropoda; Insecta; Ephemeroptera; Baetidae.
GUGGGGACAAAAUAAUAACAAAGCAAGACCGUCUGUAGCACAUUUUUUCACUCACAUUUCACAAGUAACUUUAAAUUCACAUUAUAAUUGAUUAAGUGGAAUUGUGAUGAGUUAGUUUGAUCUCGAUCUAAUUUUCUCCCAGAUAUUAACAUAUAAGGUUUUUUCAAUUAAAAAUUAAACAUGCGAGAAAUGAUCUUGGGCGUUUUGCGCGGUUGCGGCCGAUUGUUGUCUGCGAGGGACGUGGUGGCCGGGCCGCGGUUGGUGCACACGACCUGCAGCGCCCUGGCCAGUAGGUUGGACCCUGAGGAGGUCGAGGGCGGUCACAACUGGCUGCUGCGCAACGAGAAGGUCUUCCCGCCCCAGGCCCCUGGCGAAGAGCCCCGACCGGCGUUCGUCUGCCACAUGCGGUCGAACGUUCGGGGCAACUACAAGAACAUGUGGUACCAGGCGGGCUUCAUCCGCGGCAUGUCCAUCGACGAGGCCCUCAAGCAGCUCAGCUUCCAGCGCAAGGGCUUCUGCGCCACCAUCAAGGAGGUGCUGCUCGAGGCCCAGCAACUCGCCCUCAGGGACCACGGCGUCGAGUUCAAGAGCGACCUCUGGAUUGCCGAGUCGUUCGUGAGCAAGGGGCAGCACUUCAAGGGGCUGCGGCGACACGCCAGGAUGCGCAUGGGCGAGGUCAGGUACCAGUACAACCACUACUACGUGCGGCUGCAGCAGGGCCCGCCACCUGAGCACAGGUUCAAGCCGAAACCCACCGGCGAGGAAAUGCUGCAGAAAUGGAUCCAGAAAAUGCGCGACCGACACGUCCAGAUUUCCAUUUAGUCAAUUUUGUUGUAAUUUUUAGAAAUAGAUCAAUAAAAUUCAUGUUUAAAUAGAAAUUUCUUUCAACUGGAA